Molecule: messenger RNA, 353 nt
Organism: Paramecium octaurelia
Lineage: Eukaryota; Ciliophora; Oligohymenophorea; Peniculida; Parameciidae
Source: the annotation of a GenBank genome assembly
AUGAAGAGAUAGAAGUGGGAACAUACAAAUAUUAAGAAAAAAUUGGGAAAGAGCAUUAGAAAGGGUUCAUUUAUAAUAAAUUCUAAAUCAAGUGAACUUAGAAUUUUGACACCUAUUACUUAAGAAAUGGAUUAGUCAUAAGGAUGUAAGAGUUCAUAAUAAUAAUAAUAGAAAAGUCAAAAAAAUACCGAAAGUUUUAACCAAUUUAGAUUAAAUCCAGCAUCUCAAUUGGUCUGGAAAAUAUUUAUAAAAUAAUUAGAAAGUCGGUUAUUGGUAUGCUCAAUGGAAAGGUGAAAUUAUCUAAGGUGUUGGCAAAGAGUAUUCAGAAAAAGGGAAUAAAGAAGGCAAAUUGA